Molecule: messenger RNA, 1877 nt
Organism: Phodopus roborovskii (desert hamster)
Lineage: Eukaryota; Metazoa; Chordata; Mammalia; Rodentia; Cricetidae
Product: zinc finger protein 354A
Exons: 4
Coding region: 47-1789 (580 amino acids)
Biological process (GO): regulation of immune system process; regulation of cytokine production; negative regulation of transcription by RNA polymerase II
Source: RefSeq, a predicted model, not a curated record
CUCAGAUUCGCCUUCAUCUUCACCGUCUGUCAUCUGUGGAGAGAACAUGGCUCCUGAGCAAAGAGAAGCGAGGUCUCUGUUGUCAGUGACGUUUGAGGAUGUGGCUGUGCUCUUCACUCGAGAUGAGUGGAAGAAGCUGGAUCACUCUCAGAGAAGCCUGUACCGAGAAGUGAUGCUGGAGAACUACAGCAACUUGUCCUCACUGGCAGGAUUACCAUUUACCAAACCAAAGGUGAUUUCCCUGCUGCAGCAAGGAGAGGAACCCUGGAAGGUGGAGAAAGAAGGUUUUGGAGGCUCCUCUCUUGAAUUGAGGUGCAACCAUAGACCCACUAAGUCAACUCAAACACAAGACUCUUCAUUUCAGGAACUGAUUGUGAAAAAAUCUAAAAGAAAUGAACCUUUGAACUUGAAGUCAGAAAAACUUUUCAUACAUGAAGGCAAAUUGGAGGAAAAGCUGGAUAAGGAUACUUUGACUAUAGAAAGAAGCCAUAAAAACAGUGAAUUUAUCGCAAAGUCACAUACAGAAAAAAGGUCAUCAGAUUGUGAAAAACAAAAUACUUUCAAGCAGAUACCAUAUUUAUCUAAUCAACCAAAAAUCACACCAGAUAAACGAUAUAAAUGUAGUAUGUGUGAGAAAACUUUCACCAACACUUCAUCUCUUCGUAAGCAUGAGAAAAACCAUAGUGGAGAGAAAUUAUUUAAAUGUAAAGAAUGUUCAAAAGCCUUUAGCCAAAGUUCAGCCCUUAUUCAACAUCAAAUAACUCAUACUGGAGAGAAGCCUUAUGUAUGUAAAGAAUGUGGGAAAGCCUUCACUCUCAGCACAUCCCUGUAUAAACAUCUAAGAACCCACACUGUAGAGAAAUCAUACAGGUGUAAGGAAUGUGGUAAAUCUUUUGGCCAAAGGUCAGGUCUUUUUAUACACCAGAAAGUCCAUGUUGGAGAAAACCCUUAUAAAUAUAAUCCAGGUAGGAAGUCAUCCAGUUGCAGCACAUCCCUGCCUGGUCAAAGAAUUCAUUCCAGAAAGAAGACCUACUUGUGUAACGAAUGUGGCAACGCCUUUAAGUCUAGCUCCUCCCUUCGUUAUCACCAGAGAAUCCACACUGGAGAGAAACCUUUCAAAUGUAGUGAAUGUGGCAGAGCCUUCAGUCAGAGUGCAUCACUUAUCCAACAUGAAAGAAUUCACACUGGAGAAAGGCCCUACAGAUGUAGUGAAUGCGGAAAAGGCUUCACUUCUAUUUCAAGACUCAAUAGACAUCGAAUAAUUCACACUGGGGAGAAGUUUUAUAAUUGUAAUGAAUGUGGCAAAGCCUUAAGUUCCCAUUCCACUCUUAUUAUUCAUGAGAGAAUCCACACUGGAGAGAAACCAUGUAAAUGUAAAGUUUGUGGGAAAGCCUUCAGACAAAGUUCAGCUCUGAUCCAACAUCAGAGAAUGCACACUGGAGAAAGACCUUAUAAAUGUAGUGAGUGUGGGAAAACAUUCAGGUGUAACUCAUCCCUCAGCAACCAUCAGCGAAUUCAUACUGGAGAGAAACCAUACCGAUGCCAGGAGUGUGGCAUGUCAUUUGGUCAAAGUUCAGCUCUUAUUCAGCAUCGCAGGAUUCAUACUGGUGAGAAACCCUUUAAAUGUAACACAUGUGGGAAGACCUUUAGGCAAAGCUCUUCACGUAUUGCACAUCAGCGAAUUCAUACUGGAGAGAAGCCCUAUGAAUGUAACACAUGUGGGAAACUUUUCAACCAUAGGUCAUCCCUUACCAAUCAUUAUAAAAUUCAUGUGGAUGAGGACUCUUAAAAAAAAAAAAAGCAAAUUUGCAUGUGUAAAAGCCUUAAACCAAAGCUCUUUGGAGAAUAUGUACUUGAAAGAUGUAAUAAACAAUGAA